AAUCGUUUAAAAACAACCAAUCUUUCCCCACCAAAUUAGGUUGGUAGAACUGACAGCUCUCUUCCGCUUCUAAACGUCAACGUGAUCGGACAAUGAAGCAAAUAGUAACAAAUCAAGUGGUGAAGAUCCCAAAGGAUCUCACUGUGACCGCAAAAUCGCGAGUGGUAACCGUAAAAGGACCAAGAGGAGUUUUAAAACGGUCUUUUAAACAUUUGGCCGUUGAUAUUCGAAUGAUCACCCCAAGGACCUUAAAGGUAGAGAAAUGGUUCGGUUCGAAAAAAGAAAUUGCGGCCGUUCGUACUGUGUGUUCCCACGUUGAAAAUAUGUUAAAAGGCGUCACCAAAGGGUACCAAUACAAGAUGCGCGCAGUGUACGCUCAUUUCCCCAUCAAUUGUGUUACAACGGAAAGCAAUACAGUGAUUGAAAUCAGGAAUUUCUUGGGUGAAAAAUACAUUCGUAGAGUGAAAAUGGCACCGGGAGUUACUGUAUCUAAUUCUGCUAAACAAAAGGAUGAAUUGAUUAUCGAAGGUAACUCUUUGGAGGAUGUUUCUAGGUCUGCUGCUUUAAUUCAGCAGAGUACUACAGUUAAAAACAAGGAUAUUCGUAAAUUCUUGGAUGGUUUGUAUGUUUCUGAGAAAACUACCGUUGUACAAGAUGAGUAACUUGUAUGUUUAUAAUUAAUAUAAAAAUGUUUAAAAGAAAA
Molecule: messenger RNA, 703 nt
Organism: Onthophagus taurus
Lineage: Eukaryota; Metazoa; Arthropoda; Insecta; Coleoptera; Scarabaeidae
Gene: RpL9
Product: Ribosomal protein L9
Biological process (GO): cytoplasmic translation
Cellular component (GO): ribosome; cytosolic large ribosomal subunit
Molecular function (GO): structural constituent of ribosome; rRNA binding
Source: RefSeq, a predicted model, not a curated record